GUGCAGGAGCCCCUGCUGGGGCAGCUGAUGGUGACCAUCAGCAGUCAGAAAGACCCAGGCAAUGCCCACGGAGGAAUCUCACAGUGUCACCAUCCAUUACAUGAGUAGGUAUCAACGGAACCCCAGGGGACGACCUUGGGGCACAGAACGGGGCAGGGAGAAGCAGCUGCAUGGGCAGGAGGCAGCGGUGCUGCAGGGCUGGCACCUUUCUCGCCCUGCUCCUGGCAGCGUCCUGAAGGAGAUGAGAAGGGCAUCAGCACCCUGGCCCAGGGUGUGCUGUGGGCACAGCAGCCGGUGCAGGGCUGGAGAGAGGACCCCUCUCUUCCCUCUGCCUCCUACCCCGGCCUGCAGCUCUCCCCGUUCUUGCUCUUCAUCAGGUGUAGCUGCUUCCGACUCUAGCAUCCAGUUGCAGAAUGAGGAAAAGGAAGCCCACGGCUACAUCAUGGACUUUGUCAAAAGCACCAGAAGGGAUCGGGAGUCGAAGAUGAAGUUUCUGGCCUCCAUCGACAUGCUCUGCAGAGCCUCACUGCGGGGAAGGUACCAAAGCCCAACAUCCCAUGAGCUGCUGAAUAAACUGGAGGCACUAAUGCAAAACGAGGCCUUUGACAACAUGGACACCAUGAUGUGGCAGCAAGCCCUGCUUGCCGUCGCUGCACUGAGCGAAUACAGGGAAGACCUGCUGGACAACCGCCUCUACAAACACAUAGGUGGCACCUUCAGUUUUGUUGCAAGUGAGACGAUUAGCCAGCGUACUCCAUUCUAUGAUCAGAUCCUGAAAACUCUGGACAGUGUGCUGGAGGUGCUGAUACGUGGUGCUUCACAGAGAUCCUGCAUCUUCAUAACAGGGAAAAUAUUGCAGGCUCUGCUGCCCAUCACGGCAUCCGAGGACAUGGCUAAGCGCCGGAAGGCUGUAGAGUGGAUUGUACGCCUCAGCUACUUUUUAUCACCCUCUUCAAUGCUGGAGCAUUUGAAUGCAAGACACGGCAUGCAGUGCUUCUCCAGAAGCAAGCCUCUGGAAUUCCUAGGGCAGGCAAUGGGGUACCUUGCCCUGUCCUGUGCUGAGGAGGACCAGGAGAUCAGCUGCGGGGCUUUCCAGGCACUGUGUAACUUCAGGAGGUUCCUUCUGGUGCGACAGAGCUACUGUGCAAAAUGUGAGGAUGCAGAGAUCCCUCUGGAGCGGGAAGGCCCUAACACCUUGUGGCCUAUGGAGCUCAAUGAUGAAAUGGUGGCAACUGGGAGGUUCUUACUCCCACAUGAGAGGUACAACUUAGUCCUCACAGUCUUGAGGAACAUGGCACAAGAAAGAGUCUCUAACAUCCAGGUGAUUGCCAACACGCUGAAGGUAGUCUUGGCGCACUCGUGCUUGAAGCUGACCAAGGUGGACGACCUCGUGCAGAUCAUCUAUAGGCAGCUGAUGCUUGUCACCAGAAGGUCGCUGCGGGACAUCCUGAUGCAGACCCUUCUCCAAAUGGCGCAGCUGCACUCUUGGGAUGUGACCACUAGCCUGCUGCAUAUUUCCAUCACUGGUGACAUAGAUGUGGCCCUUCAGCUUCAGGGGAAUCCUAGGGCCUCUGAGAACUGCCCAGACAAAACUUGUUAUGGCCAGGAUGGCCCCACUGACUCUGAGCUCUGGCAUCACGCCACUGCCGAGGCCAUGUGGAACAUGCUGGUAUGUGAGCCCAGCAUUUCGGGCGGAAUACUGAAGUCGCUGCUGCUGAUCCAGCACACAAGCAUGUCGCAGAACAACUUCGGCACAAAAUGCAACUGCCACUUACUGCUGACUGUAGCUAGUGUCAUGCGCAUGGUCUUCCUGGUGCCCUCCAACCAAAGCAACGUAAGGAAACUUUUAGAGGAGCUCUUCAUGGCAAUGGUCUUGCAGAUCUCCUUCACCAUGAAGAGCCCACAGGAGGGCUGCUGCUGCUUUGAGAUUUGGAAAAAGGAGGCUGAGGAUCGUGUAGUCAACCGUCGCAGGUGCAUGGUGAGGACCAUGCAAGCUUUCUUCCAUUUUCUGGGUGGUGACUCCCUGGUUGAAGACAUCAAAGGGCAGGGUGCCUGGGACAUGCUCGUGAGCCCCUGCGACUACCCCGCUGGAAUCAGGGUGCUGAGUAGAGUGAUGAAGCAUAAAGAACAGGUCAGCUGUGCCUCCAUAUGCGAAGACGCGGUUGGAAUCAUACAAUCGUAUGAGGACAUCUGUGCCAUUAUUGUCUUCAUUGAGGUGGGCCUGGUGGCAAGUAUUUCUUCUCCAAGAGCAGGCAGGGGGAAGCUGGGCCGCAUGCAUGAGGCAGAGCGGAGGUGGCAAGGGUGCCACUGCCUCCCGUCGGAGCUGUGCCCAGCUCUGCUACCUUGCCCUGAGCCUUCCAGGAGCUCUGCUGCUGUGCUGGGCUCUCAUUCUGCUCCGGGUGUGUUUCAGCUCCUGGACUGCACAAGGUUUAAGACUGACGAUAGCCCCGUCCUGCAUGUCCUCCACACGCACCUGCGUAGCAGGAGUUCGGUGCCGCACAAGGUAGCGGUCACAAGCCUCGCCACGCUGUCUGAGAAUCCUGAGCAGGCAAAGGCUAUGUCUCUGCAAGGCCUGCUGCCAGCCGUUAUGCAGCAACUGCAGGAUGAUGACUGCGACGUCACGAAGGCAGCCCUGACUGUCCUCAGCAACGUGCUCUGCGCUGUAGACAGGCAGACGGCUGGCCCCAUUGCUCUGCAGCUGCCCAAAAUGCUCCUGCCACUCUUUGAAAAUGCGAGCAGCUGCGUGCGAAGGCGGUCCAUCCUCCUCAGCAGAGAUGUGAUGAGGGUUCCAUUCAGGUCUCACAAAAAGCAGAUGAGGAAGGAUGUGCAGAGAUGCCUCCUGCCCUUGUUCUUCCACCUGCAUGACUGUGACUCAGGUGUGGCUCAGGUGGGCAUUUCUCAGCUCUUUGAAUGUGUUUCAGCUGGAGCCCUGUUGAGGGCUCGGAUCCCCUUCCUGCCUGCAGCCGCAGAGCUGGCAGCCCCUGUGAAGGUGGAUAGGGACAUACCCUAUACCUGCUCUGCCACAUCCAGCAUGGCCCAGCCGCACUGCUGGCCACAAAGACCUGAGCACUGGAGGCCCUGUGGGCUUUCCAGCAGCACCUGCAGGUGCCUAAGGGCAGGUUUUGACCCCAACCUUUACUGCCCUUGUGCUCUGCCCAGGGACCUCCAGGUCCUCUUUCCUGGGUAGAGGUGCCAUCUCCCUGUCCCUGCUGCUUUGAAGGCCUCCAAGGAAGCUGUCGUUGAAGCCGCCAAGUUCCUGAGGUGGCAGCAGCUCCGGAAGCUGCUGCAGACAGAGCAGAUAUGGAGGGCUGGCAAGUGCAUGGUAAGGAUGUCCCCAAAGCCCCGCAAGCCAGCCUG
This is a messenger RNA of Pezoporus flaviventris, 3357 nucleotides long. RefSeq lists its product as uncharacterized. The coding region runs from base 62 to 3187 and encodes 1041 amino acids. The transcript has 15 exons. Gene Ontology annotation, molecular function: protein binding. The record is from RefSeq and is a predicted model, not a curated record. Gene Ontology annotation, cellular component: cytoplasm. NCBI's taxonomy places the organism in Eukaryota, Metazoa, Chordata, Aves, Psittaciformes, Psittacidae.